CAACAAACAACUCUACUCACAUACGACACAGAACCUGGCGGGAAUCCAAUCUGGGUAGCAUUGAUGGGAGGCGAGCGCUCUCACCGCUACGCCACCCAUGCUUCACAUACGCCACCCAUGCUUCCCAUAUGAAGACACUAUAUGGAUUAACAAAGAUACUGUGCAACGAAAUACUCAAGCAAAGCACAGCAGUGGAGAAUAAGAAUGGAAACUUUCUCAGCAUGAAAAGCGAAGUACAGGCUACAUGGAUGGAACACUUUAAAGAGGUGCCGAACAGAGAACAACCAGCAAAUCCAAUAACCAGCGAGGAGGAAAAUGGGUUUGAAUUUAGUGCAGUAAUGGAAGAGAUAGCUGUCAAUGAACCAACUAUAGGCGAGGUAAAAGAAGCAGUCAAGAAACUGAAGAACGGGAAAGCACUGGGAAUCGACAACAUCACAGCAGAGUUACUGAAGACCAACGUUGAGUUUUCAGCACACGUGAUACACUAGCUACUGUCGAAGAUAUGGAAAUAUGAAACCAUUCCAGAGGCCUUAAAUCAAACCGUCCUGUGGCGAACUCGUGGUAAUACUAGUUGCGCUAUUUUUAGAGAUUUCACAUUUUAAAUAUUCAAUUUAGCUGGUGAGAUUAGAAAACGUCCUUUUAUUUAUUUUCCUUUUAACACCUACUUUGUUUAGUUCUUUGAUAUUUCGUUGAGUUUGGAAGCGAAUUCUGUGAUGAAUUACACGUCUGAACUUCAAUUACGAAAGACGUCUUCCACUUCGAUGAAGUCAAUUGAUUUUUACAACCCAGGGCCCGGUUGUACGAAGCCUAGAUAGCGCUAUC
Molecule: messenger RNA, 822 nt
Organism: Actinia tenebrosa (Australian red waratah sea anemone)
Lineage: Eukaryota; Metazoa; Cnidaria; Anthozoa; Actiniaria; Actiniidae
Source: RefSeq, a predicted model, not a curated record